Molecule: messenger RNA, 1475 nt
Organism: Drosophila obscura
Lineage: Eukaryota; Metazoa; Arthropoda; Insecta; Diptera; Drosophilidae
Exons: 2
Coding region: 47-1309 (420 amino acids)
Source: RefSeq, a predicted model, not a curated record
AUUAACGAAAGCGCACAAACGCAGGCCCUGAGCUACGGUUAGAAACAUGCCCAAAGAAGCCACAGAGAAGAAACAUCCGGCGCCUGACUGGCUCACCCAGGACUAUGUGCAGGCGAAGCUGCGAAUCUUCUUCAAAGAUGACACUCUAAAAUUGGGCAAGUUGAGCAUCAAGCCAGCCAUUGCGAAUGGCGAGAACUUUGGCAGUGUGAUGACGCGCAUCCAUUUGGAUUAUGCAACGAAAUCCUCCAAGGGCACACAGACCACUACGUUUUUGGUGAAGACAACGUUUACGAGCAAGGAUCCGGCUGCUGAUGUGCUCUUCCCCUAUGGCGUAUAUAUCCGAGAGAUGGAUAUGUAUGAGAACAUCCUGCCCCAGCUAGCCGAGAUGGCCAGAGAGGAGUUAAAAGAUCCGCGUAAACUGUUUGCGGCGACUGUCAAUGUGGAUCGCAGUAGGGACUCCAUUAUAUUUGAGGACAUGUCGCUGGGGCAGUACAAGGUGGCCGAUCGGCUCAAGAAACUGGAUCUGGAGCAUACGCAUCUGGUGCUGGAGAAAAUGGCCAGCUUUCAUGCCACCGCUGCGGCUCUCAGCGAACGGAAGCCAGGCAUAUUUGCCAAGGACUACGAUCGAGGAUUCUUCAAUAAACACACCCGUGCCUACCAGCCGAUCAUGAUACACCUCCUCAAGGCUCUAUCUCGUUCUUUAAAGCUGGACAAGGAGCUGCAGAAAUGCUACCAAACGAAGAUCGAUCGUCUGGUGGAUAAUAUCAUGCUCUAUGGCGAACAAUCUACGACUAUCAGGUCAGGAGAUUUUGUGACAUUGGCCCAUGGGGAUUCCUGGACAACGAACUUUAUGUUCCAAUAUGACGCCAAGGGACAUCCGAGCAACAUGAUCUUCAUUGACUUUCAAUUUAGUGUGUGGAACUCUCCGGCCAUCGAUCUGCAUUACUUCUUCUCCACAUCGGUGCACGAUGAUCUGCGGCUGCACCAUCAGACGGAGCUGGUGCAGUUCUAUUACUACAAACUGAAGGCAGCCCUCAAGAAGGUCAAGUAUGGCGGCCAGAUACCAUCACUGUUUGACUUUCAGCUGCAGUUCAGGGCAAGAGCCUUCUAUGCUGUUUUCUGUACACUGCUCUUUGAGCCAGUGAUGCUCUAUGAGGGCAAGGAGGAGUCAUCCAUAGAGCAGAUACUGUCAGAGUCCGAAGGUGCCAUGCGCUACAAGGAUAGCAUCUUUCAGGUGGAGUCUGUAAGAAAGAAAUUGCAUCAAACAUUGCCAUUUCUGGAUCAGCAGGGAUUGCUGGAUGAAAUGUGAUGUGUGUAUAUACAAAAUAUAUGGGAAUGGCAAUUGCAAUUUCACCACAAGUACUUUCUGGCACUGACCUGUGCAGGGAUAGAGGCAGGGAUAGGUCCUCAUGGUGGUGAUGGCAAUUCAGAUAGCGUUGAGGCAAAGGCAAACAUUAAAUAAAGUCUACUAAAGA